AUGGAUGCACAUAUGAUAAAUGCUGCAGUAGUGAUCAACCUUGCUGAAAUGCGCAAAGCCAUGACCUGCGCCUAUACCUUCACCUCAAAGGUAAAGCCAAAAAAGUAUCUGAAGCAUCACUAUAAUAUCAACCAGAUGAAGGAAAGUAGGAUACUCUGGUGUAUCCACACUAUAAGUGCCAUCUACAUUAACUUGGUGUUGAUGCACUACGUCUUCUGGAGUGUUCCUCAAAGAUUCCUGGAAGAAUGGUGUCUGCGACUCCGUUGUGCUCCGCCGUCACUGUUUUCGAUAGUCGAGUCGCCGUUAAGGUCAUUUUAUGAGGAGUACCAGGUACUUCCCCUUCUUUACCUUCCUCCUCGUUCUUCCUCUCCGUCGAUUUCCUUCUUUCUUCCCCCUUUUGAGUCGUUUCAUCUUUUGAUGGCUGGAGAGAACAGUGUCGCACCUUCUGCGCUAGCCAAGGGCAAGGGCAAGGCACGCGGCAAGGCGGUGGCCGACGAGAUGGCCGUCGCUAAAAAGAAGAGGGGUGGGAAUAACCCUAGGGAUUCUCACCCCUCCAUCACCGCUCCUGGCUAUGAAUGGGUCAGAGGGGACGUCGGAGAGUUUCAGAGCAUCUUUAAAUCAUUUCUUGAGGUCAAUGAGAUGUGGAAAUCGCACAGGAUCUGCCAAGCGUCCAUUUCCAAGCUCAUCCGGCUUAAACCUUGUCAACCCGGCGAGCGUUUUGAGUGCGAUUUUUUGAAUUUCAUCAACGCGGCUCCUUGCCAACUGCACCACAAUAGUUGGGGUUUUUUGAAGGCUUUUCAAGUCAUGUGCUCGGCCCUGGGGAUAGGGUUGGCAUUGCCCGUCUUCCUCCAUUUCUACCAACUCAAGUUGGGCGAGUCAGUGGCACAAGAUGCCACAAACAUGCCCAAUGUUGAGAAUUACACUUUUCACAGCACAUGUGCCUUUACCACCAUUUAUUUGUGGGAGAAAAUGGGAAGGUCUUCAUUUGAAGGCUUGCAUGUCCCAGAAGGAAAACUUCCUUCUUUCGAAGGAUGCUACCCAACCCAAUUCUUGGAUUUCUUGAUUGCACGAGUUGAAUUUAUCAAAUUCAGUGAUGGACACAUCUACAACACAAGCAGGGAAAUUGAAGGUGUUUACCUUGAGUUGAUGAAGGGUGUGACUGGUGGCAAGAAAAUUUGGGCACUGGGACCGUUCAACCCUUUAACCGUUGAGAAGAAGGGUUCAAAAGGAAGAAGGCACUCAUGCAUGGAGUGGCUUGAUAAACAAGAGCCAAAGUCAGUCAUAUAUGUGUCUUUUGGGACUACAACAACUUUGAAAGCGGAACAAAUCCAACAGAUUGCAACUGGGUUGGAACAAAGCAAGCAGAAGUUCAUUUGGGUGCUUAGAGAUGCUGACAAAGGAGACAUCUUUGAUGCAAAUGAAGCAAAAGGGCAUGAUCCUUCAAAUGGGUUUGAGGAGAGAUUUGAAGGAAUAGGGCUUGUUGUGAGGGAUUGGGUGCCCCAAUUGGAAAUUCUGAACCACCCUUCAACAGCGGGGUUUAUGAGUCAUUGUGGAUGGAACUCAUGCUUAGAGAGCAUAACCAUGGGGGUGCCAAUAGCAGCAUGGCCUAUGCACUCUGACCAGCCACGAAACUCAGUUUUCAUGACACAGGUGCUCAAGGUUGGUUUAGUUGUGAAGGAUUGGGCCAAGAGGGAUGUGUUGGUUACUGCUUCGGUUGUUGAGAAUGCUGUGAGAAGGUUGAUGGAAACAAAGGAAGGUGAUGAGAUGCGAGAGAGAGCAUUGAGGCUUAAAAAUGCCAUCCACAGGUCCAUGGAUGAAGGUGGAGCUUCUCGCAUGGAAAUGGAAUCUUUCAUUGCUCAUAUCACUAAGUAGUCUUAUGGAUUAAUAUUAGUUUGUGGUUCCUUUUUGAAUAAGACAGAAUUUGAAUUCAUGAAUAAGUUAAUGCGCAGAAUAGGAUUGGCAUGAAAAUA
Molecule: messenger RNA, 1970 nt
Organism: Cajanus cajan (pigeon pea)
Lineage: Eukaryota; Viridiplantae; Streptophyta; Magnoliopsida; Fabales; Fabaceae
Source: RefSeq, a predicted model, not a curated record